CAGCAGCAGAAGCAGUAUCAGCAAUAGUAGCUCCGCUCGCUUCGUGAAGUUUUUUGUAUUUAUGAAAACAAUCGUUUGAACCGUCGCAUUAGUUCGAAUCGUUGAUAAAGUUCGCGGUACACGUUUGUGUUCGUGUUCGUCGUUGAAAGUUCGAGCAGUGACGGGUUAUAACCUUAAACUAAGUGGCGGUCACAGUAGUGUCGCGAAAUACUCUCGUGGUGGAGCAGACUCGUCCCGAUCGUUCGAGCAUCAUUGCCUAGUGAUUUCGUGGCGUGUCGAGACGUUGUUCGGGAACAGAGAGGUGUGAAAAGGAAAGUGCAUAGUCAUCGAUGUGAGAAAUCGAGGCUAGGAAAAAGGCCCGCCGCAGCAGGAGGGAGAGAGAGAGCGAGAGAGAGGAGCUGUUCGUGGGUACGAGAGGCCGAUACACCGAGCCGGGAAUUUCGACGAUCGUAGCUCCGUUAGGGAGCUCCAGGGGUGGCAACGGUCUCGUUAGGAGGUGUCGAAGCUGGCGCGUGGGGCGGGAGAGACAGCGGUGGUCUGGCUCUGGUUCCGGUGGUAGCGGCGGAAGCGGAAGCCGUUACAGCAACAGAUCAGAGGGAGAGACUUGGAAAGACUGGUGGUACCCGCUGGAGAAGAAGGUUCGGUCAUCCUCUUCUCGUUCUUCUUUCAUCUCAUCCUCCCGUUCCUGGUGGUGCAAAGCUCGAGGAUCUGCUCCAUUAUUGUCCACCGGAAGAAGCGUCGUCGGCGUGACACUGGGCUCCGACUGCCUUUCAGCGAAAGGACAAAUUAGAUAGAAGUUAACCAAUUCCUCGGACACGACGUUCUAGGUUCCAUUAAAGGGUGAAAAUAAUAUAACCUUUCCGAGACAUCUUUAUCAAACGUUUCAGCGGAUUCUCACUCGAGGCACAUCACUAAACUAGGCAUCAUGAGCGAGCUAGAAACCCUUCGUCAGGAGGCAGACGCUUUAAAAAAUGCCAUUCGAGAUGCUAGGAAAGCAGCAUGCGACACGACGUUGGUCCAAGCCACGUCGGGCAUGGAGCCGAUCGGCCGGAUACAAAUGCGGACCAGACGCACGCUUCGCGGUCACUUGGCCAAGAUUUACGCGAUGCAUUGGGGCAGUGACUCAAGAAACUUGGUGUCAGCGUCGCAGGAUGGAAAGCUGAUCGUUUGGGAUAGUUACACCACCAAUAAAGUUCACGCGAUUCCUUUGCGCUCCUCAUGGGUAAUGACCUGUGCGUACGCGCCAUCAGGUAGUUACGUGGCCUGCGGUGGGUUGGAUAACAUUUGUUCCAUCUAUAGUCUUAAAACUAGAGAAGGAAACGUAAGGGUUAGCAGAGAGUUACCAGGUCAUACUGGUUACUUGUCGUGCUGUCGAUUCUAUGACGACAACCAAAUUGUCACCAGUUCUGGGGACAUGACUUGCGCCCUGUGGGAUAUAGAGACUGGCCAGCAGUGUACUUCCUUCAUUGGUCACACGGGCGACGUAAUGUCCCUAUCCUUGGCACCGGACACGCGCACAUUCGUAUCCGGUGCGUGCGAUGCGAGCGCAAAAUUAUGGGACAUUCGUGAAGGAUCUUGCAAGCAGACCUUCCCUGGUCAUGAAAGCGACAUAAACGCUGUCACGUUCUUCCCGAAUGGAUACGCUUUCGCGACGGGUUCGGACGAUGCAACAUGCAGACUGUUCGAUAUUAGGGCAGACCAAGAGCUGGCGAUGUAUAGUCACGACAAUAUUAUCUGCGGUAUUACCAGCGUAGCGUUCAGCAAGAGCGGAAGAUUAUUGUUGGCCGGUUACGACGAUUUCAACUGCAACGUAUGGGAUUCCAUGAAGGCGGAACGAGCUGGAAUCCUUGCUGGCCACGAUAAUCGCGUUUCUUGCCUGGGCGUUACGGAGGACGGUAUGGCGGUAGCGACGGGUUCCUGGGACUCGUUCCUUCGUAUCUGGAACUAACUUGGGGCUGACCCCAAGACGUUCCUCCAAAGAACCAAAUGCAGCCAAUCAGCAUACAGUAUAAGCAUCAAGUACCACCAUUUGGCCACCGAAGUCGGCGUGUCCGUAUCCUCGAACGAGGCGAAUUACUCUUCAGCCUCGCCGAAGUUGACGUUGAUCAGAAAGUUCGGUCAACCUGAGAACACCAGGAACAACAUCGGUAGUAGCAGCAACGUUAUCAACAAGAACAAGAAAAUGAUAACCCAAGGAAGUAACAGCAGCAACAGUAGCAGCAGCGACUUUAAGAACGUUUUGGGUUGUGCUGGUAAAAAGGACUACCGAAGACGCGGCGUCGAUUUAGCCUUGCGUCGCGGCAGGGUCGGCGAUAAAAUCACUCGUGAAUACCAGCGCUUCUAGCAUGAGUUUAAUAUAUCGUUUGUUCGACACACGAGAGGGAAGCGUGAGAAAAGGAAGAACGACAAAACGGAGAGAAGCACCAAGGCAUAUGAGACAAAGCCAAAAAUCUCUCCGGUCCUCGUGCACGCGUACACACACAUACACACAAACAGACACACACUUUUUAUCCUGGCCCUCCCCCCUUCCUUUUUCAAGGAUCACUUGGCGAGCACGUGCUGUUGAUUACACGCAUAUUUCGAUCAUUCGAAGAUCGAUAAUCGACGACACGAGGACGACACGUUGAAACUCGCGAUGUCGUUGGAAGCGUUGUAUCCUGAACAAAAAGGUUCCGAGCGUUCACUGCCGAUGAAGCGCCGAGAAAAUCGGCUGCUUCGGCGGUUCAUUUAACAUAUAUUUCUUUUUACUAUCUAUCCCUUAUUAUUUUGUUUCUUCGUUUUCUUGUUCUUCGGCAUGGCACGAAGCAACUCGCUCGUGCGAAACAACCAAAUACCGGGCGAAAGAAACGAAAACGGUCGCUCGUGCAGGGCAGAAAAAAAAAGUCAAACAUGAUCAUGGGAAAAAAAAAUACCUAUUAUAUAUUGUACGUAUAAUUAUAUGAAUCGUGUAUAUGUCAAUGAACAGGCAAGGUUACGAUAAACUCGCAUAUUGCAUUGAAAACCUACACGCACACCAUACGCACGUGUAUUAAUACGAUUAUAUAGGGAAAACUACAUAUACAUACAUUUGCACAGGAACGCGAAGUGUACCGUAAACGGAAGGCCAUUAAGUACAUAGUCGGGUUCAUCCACGAGUCCGGGCAAUACAAACUCACCGUUUCUGAUAUAUCAUGUUUUCUCACUUUUUACCGUGUUUUUCUUUCAUUUUCCAUCGUUUGUUUCCCGUUUCAAUUUCGACGAAUUUGUCGGGUAUAUUUCACGCAACCCCCCUCUACCAAUGAGGGUGGUUUAGAAGAGGGACGUUAAAAGAAACAUAAACAAUUGGCGUGAGUAUCGUAUCGUCUUUUGUGACUAUAACCGCCGCGUUUGCACUGAUACCUUUAAUUUUUAUAUAGAUUUAUCAUUAUUUAUUUUGUAUAGAUCACUGCUAUAUAGGCCAUUUUCUACGUUCUUGGUUCUUUCCUUGAGAUUGUUGAGUGAAUGUUCGAAUUAAACAGGAGAUUGUUAGAGAGUGAACGGGUUUUGUUCGGAUAUGCAAGAAUGUGCGAAAGGUCUCGAUGGCGCGUAAGAACAUUUUGCCAAUGAAAACGAGAAACCCUAUAAAAGAAGGCGAAGAAAAAUUGAUAUUUUUUUCUUCUUUUUUUUUUUUUUUUGUUUUCUUAAAUUCUUUCUUUGGAAGCAUACCUUUCAUUGAAAUUCGGAUCGUCGCGUAUGAAAGGACAUCGAUUAAAAUAAAAGGAAACUAAAAACGAACGAUAAGACGAGUUAACGAAAGAAAGAAGAAAAGCAACAACACGAAGAAAUAUCCCAAAUUCUGUGACCAGCAUUUAAGUACGAAACGGAAGAAGGAAAUUAUUUAAUGUGAACGUGUAAUCGUUUAGUUUGUAGCCUCUAUUCCCUGUUCCUCUUUAGAUAAAAACAAGAAUCAAAGAACAGCGAGACCGAGAAGAGUUCCUCCUAACUCUCGCCGAAAAGCAGAGUCCCGCAUCUUUCUCUAACAUCGAUCCAGCACCGAACAAUCCUCGAACGUACGAGGAAUGCACGUGUUCUCGACGAGAUAAAUCGUCCUAGAAGUUCCUUUGAAAUAGGACCCAAAGAAUCAUGGAUCGAAGCUACGGACCGCGAGACCAAACUCUCUCUUUCUCUUUCAUCCUCAUCCUUUUUUCAACCUUUUUUUCUCUUAGACGAUCUGUACAUUUCUCAUCAUCUUACAUGUAUUUUUUUGUUUUCUUUUUUUAAUUGCCCUUUAACCAUUUCCAGACAGAGAUACUAGAUGUCCUGUGGAUCAUCGAAAAGGGUUAACAGUCUAAUUCUUCAACAUCAUAUCCUGCGAUCCUUCAUCUUCUCCCUACACUGCUCUUCUUUUCGUCGAAACAAAAGCUAGGUGUUUAAACUGUGUAUGCAUUUAAAGUAAUAAUAUUAAUGAUAAUGUUUAAUAUUACUAUUAAUGAUUGUAAUUUAUAAUUAUUAAUAUUUAAUAUAUAAGUAUCUAAGGAGAUAACAAUUGAAUCCACUUGUUCAGUACCGAAGGAUCACGGUCCUACCGCUUUCCGGUAACCACGCUGGUAUAAUAUUUCUUUUUUUCUAUUAAAUUCUUCUUUGUUUUUUCAGUGACACUGUUGCUGUUGUUGUUGUUGUUGCGUGUAACGUUCGAGUAAUUGAAAAGGGUGUUACCAGACCGUUUCGAUGACUUGAAGAAAAUCUGAACCAUAUUCUUUGAGCUGUUUUUUUAACGCAAUUGAAUGAAUCGACGAGAAAGAAGCGUGGCUUCCGGAACGCGUGAAGCAACAGUUGUUUUCAUGACAGAACAAGUACGUAAUCUGAUUAAAAACUGUUUAUGGUACAAUCUUCAGAAGUCCCUUCUGAAAGAGCUUGUUGUUUUACAUAGUUGAAGAGAAAAGGAAAGAUAUUUUCUUUUAAUUUUCAUUUUUCUUUUUCGAUAUGAAAUCUGUUCGAUUAAACUCGCUUAUGUCACACUUGCCUUCGUAUCUUCUAGCGACCAAUUAGGCAAAAGGAAGCAAAAAAAAAAUGAUCUCUUCUUCGCACCAAUUUAAAAACGAAGUCUUCUUCCUUCGAUCUUCACUUUAACCCUUUGCUUUGUAUUAAUCGCUGCAUUGUUGAGGCAAUCGAGAAAUAUACAUUGGAUUUUAUAAUCCUUAACUGAACAAAUUGAAUCUAAAUUGAAAAAAAUCAACCGUAGUACAAAUACAAUGCAGAUUUGUUACAUUUCAAUUGUUAUAAUAUUAUUUAGGCAAAGGGUUAGUCUUCGUGCGAGACGUUGAAGGAAGAAGAAUAGUUAAAUAAAUGAAAAGCAAAAAAAAAAAAAAAUGAAUUAAAAACAUGGAAACAGAGGAUCUGUGCUUUUUGUAUUUCGCGAUUCCGUGGCCUCCUGGGGAAGGCUUUCCACUUUUGUAUUUCGAAGCCUCGAGCCACCGAAGCAAUAUGGUUUCUUAUUCUUUGUAUGAAACAAAUAUAUAUAUAUAUAUAUACACAUAUACAUAUACAUACUGUCGACGAAAUAUAGCAUGCAAAAUUAAGGAUUUAUUAUGUCUCUAGUCAUAGUAAACGGCACGCGCAAGGGAAAAUCAUAAAGAAAAAAAAAAAAGAAUUCUGUGGAACAUGGAGGAAUUUGUUAUUUUUCCGUUCGUUUUCUUCUCUCUCUUUUAUUCUCCGACGAUUCUUUUGUCCGUGGACAAGAGUACAUAGAGGCGGAGGUGUGCGAGUACUCGAAUUUCGAGUCAAACAAUGAUCGGUCGGUCGAGCCGAAUUUGCCGAAUUACUCAAAAUCGACGAAUUGUUUGAAACAAAAGCGAGCUACUCGAAAAAAUCGAACUACUCGAAUAUUCGAGCUGAAAAUUUAUCUUCAAGUAAGUCGAAGUUUUACGACGGCUCGAAUAUUCGAGUAGCUCGCUUUUUCUUUCAAACAGUUCGUCGAUUUCGAGUAAUUCGAGAAUCUAAUUCAGCUCGGCUUGUAAAUUACGAGUACUCGCACACCUCUGCAUAGAGGAACUGAUUUUUGAACAGUUCAUCGACGGCGUAUCGGUCUUUUCAUUUUCUAAAAAUCGUACGAGUAUAAGGCGAAUAAAAGUACUUGGAAAAAACGAAACGUGCAGUUUUGGUUAUUUUUUUACCGGCUUAUUUCGUGAUUUCGUUGACACCCAGAAGAAGGGAGAGAGUUGUCAGGUUUUUUUGUUGUUUUUUUUGGGUCCUAUUUCAACGCGAAACAACGCGUGCACGGUGUAGAACGAAUAAAUUGAAGGGAACGGAGGAAAAGAAAGAAGGAGAAUAGAGGAAAGUGCCGGACGCGACUCGUUUCUUGGUAAAUCCUUCUCAACGAUGGAUCACGAGUAAAACCAUCAGGAAUACUGCCUCUUUUACGUUACGAGCAAAUAUAAAAAGUACGAUAUUACAUAAUAUAUCCGUGCGUGUAUUGUAUACAAAUGAACCACUCGAAAUGGAAAUUGCUAGGAUGCGAAGAAAAAUAUAGGAAACACCGAAGAAUCGAACGACGAAAUAAGCUCCGAUAAAAUGUGUACGAAGACAACCGAGAAAAGAAGCACGUCUUCGUUGUUAAAUGAUAGAUAGUUACAAGGAUUUCAUCACUUUUUUAUAUAUAAAAGAUAAACUAUAUAUAUAUAUAUAUACAGAUAUAUAUAAUGAUAAUAACAGCAACAAUAAUAAUAAUAAUAAUAAAUAUCGACGGCUAGAUUAGCUCUCAUUUGAGUAUCAUCGUUCGUGAACGUUGCUUUCACGAAAAUCCGCGAUUCCCGCGUUUUUAUUGUCCUGUAGAAAACGUAGGGAAGAUAGUCCGUGUUAUCCUUUUCCAAAUAACAACCAAAGGUGUAGAUUUCUCAUGGACUCGAAGAGAAGAUAUUCAACGUUGUCCUUCUCCGAAAGCAGAAGAAACACCGAAAUUUUUCAUCGAAUCAAAGGGAAGAUAAUCCUUGCUAUCCUUCUUGAGAUAACGAGAAAAAAAGGUGUAGAUCUGUCCUGGACACAAAAAUCCUUGUCCUUGCUGUGACGCGUUACGAGCCUCCUAGUUGCCUCCAUCAGUCUUCAUUAUCACCGAUAUGACAUCGUAUGGGAGAGGAUGCUCCCUAUGAAUUUGAAUGAAGAAAGAACACCGACACCGCGAAGAGAAGAAAGUAGGAGAUCUCGAAGCGAAGAAGAAGAUGUCUUCUUUAAUCCUCGGACGACGAAUCUGGGUCUACGAUGACCCGGCGUGUGUUUUAGUGUUCAGCCCCGAAUGGUGUAGCUGGGUCAAAAUUUAAAGUUUUAAUUAAAAUUAUAACAGUUGAAAGUUUCUUUUAAAAAUUUGACUUCUGAACGAUCGAAGUUUAUCUUUGAAUGAGUUUAAAUUAUGAUCGAUCUGGCUACCCUGUUCGAGGGUUAAUGAUCGAACGUGUUCCAAAGGCAUUCGCGGUAAUCCCUCUCCAUUAAUUAUCCCAUUAAUCGAGCUAGACGAUGAACGUGCGACGUAGUAUGUUUAUUCAAUGAACUCUGCAGUUAACAAGAGAUAUCGCCUGAUGAAUGUUUCUCGUGUACACUUUAGGUGUCGCAAUAGCUGUGUGUGUCCUUUGUAAACAGCUCGUUUCUCAUUCAAUAAGGAGAAUCGUGCGUAGAAUCGACCAAAAAAUGCAUUUGAUAGGCGCGAUUUCUACGCGAGACUGAAGUCAUCGAACACUCGAAAUUCCUCUUUCACAUUAUAUUUCCUUGGUAUUUUUUUUUCUCUUUUCUUUUUAUUCCCACCCUGCCACGCAAACGUUUCUGAUUCACCGAAUACACACACAUAAAUAUAAACACAUGUUGCAUUCUGUCGAUCACAAAUGAUGUACAUAAACGAGUGAACAGGUGUGUUCGAGCAAUGGAUCACGAAAUUCUCAAGAAUAAUGAUUUUCAGUGAUACACGAUCGAUCGUUAUCUAUUCUAACUCAGAGAUGAUUUAUCGACCUUUGCCAGAAGAGAAUAAUCUGAAAAUGUUCACCUGCUAUCAGAGGGAUGAAAUAAUUAACACCUUGUCGAUGGAGUUAAUUUCUCAACGCAAAAAUUAUGUUAUUUCAUUCUUACAUGUAAUAGUCAUAAAUUGAUCAGUGAAAUUUGAUAAAUAAUUGAAAUUCCAUUGUUUUAGUUUUCUCACAAGUUUCCAGUCUACUGAUUCAUUGUCCAUCGAUGAAAUGUUAAGAGAUUCGUGUUUUUUCUCGUCGACACGGUUAAACGAAAAUGGAUCGUCGUCAAAUUUAAUAUCGAAUAUAAUUGACUUUUCUAUGAUCUUGUUCGUCGCGAGCCUUGUUCUCGAGGAGGGGUGAAAAAAAUAUUAAAUUUGAAGGCGACCUGGUACCAUUCUCGACGGGCCAAAAAAAGCGAGCAUCACACACGCGUCCUAUUAGUAAGAUCCAUUUCUAUUAAUGAUACUGUUGCGAAUAGUCUUACAUUGUUUAUCUUAAGAUUUUAACACUGUUUACGAGAUAACGUUUUUCAUAAUAAUUAUUCAUCGUAUCUGCGAAGCACUAUACGAUUUCGUUCGAAACAUUCUCCCAGUCAGCGCCGGAUUAAGGAGAUCUAUGCGGGGCUGCAUUUCUGGGCCCCAUUUUCCAGGGAGGCCUACUAUAAGCCUUCUAUUUAAUAAGUCGAAAAAUGUUUAAUGAAAUCUUUUCUACCGUUGUUGUUUUUUUAUUUAAUUUUAUUUAGAAUAAAUUUCAAUUGUUCUAACUGGUUUAUCAACCAAGGAGGCCCUCGGAGAUUUCUUAGCCCCGGGCUCUCAGAAAUCUUAAUCCGGUCCUACUCUAAGCUGAGAGAAUUUGUUGCUUUCGAUUUUCGAAUUCGCAAUUCAAAAAAAAGAAAAAAAAAAUUGUCACACAAAUAGUCUUCGAGAAUGGAAGAACAGGUAGGUCGUAUUGUUCUUCGAUUCUUCGAACGAUACAGUUUCUUUUUAACUGUGCAAGCGAAUUUUUAGUGAAAACACAGAUUUCUACGAUUUUAGCGAUAUUCGUUGCUUCGAGCAAAGCAAACGGUGUCUUUGAAAUUUUCCUUUCUUUGGAAAUCGUUCGACGAGCUUUAUCGAUAUUCAUCGAUUCUCCGAUGAUCGGUAAUAUUCAAUGGUAAGAAUGUUCUUUCGAGAGUGUAGGACGAUUCAAAUUUUUAGCCGACUGAGUAAUCUUUACUUUUCUCGAUCAUACUCGAUCGAAUUUGCAAUCAUGCUGAUCAUUCAAUGAAAUCAUUGCGACACACAGCGCACACGAUGUUCCUCUGUUAUUUUCAUUAAUUGAUUUUUAACAAAGGAGAAAGGUAGAAAUGCAUUUCGAUUAAUUUAUCCGCGUCGCUUUUAGCAUCGAUUCGAAUCCUUCGAAAAUUAGAGAAAAAUUUCUUCAACAAUCUUUCGAUCAUCCUUGGAUCAUAGUACAAAGUGUUUUUUCAAAUAUUUCUGCAACAAUGAAUCGUUCUAUUUUAAUAACCUGUUUGCACCUUGAAAACGCAUCUUUACCUUUUAUUUACAAAUAUAUAUUUAAUAUUUUAGCAAAGGUAUAUUUACUAUUUGGAGCGUGAUUCGACAGUAUGUCGUGACAUAUCUUUCGGGAAGCAUUUAUAUUAUCGUUACGUGUUUUGAUAACUAUAGUUCUUUUCGGAACAUUUCGUUGAAUGUUUCGCACGCGAUAACACCAACGCACGAUGACAAUCCUCCUUAAAGAGAAAAGAAAAAAAAGAAAAAACAAGAAAAAAGAAUUAAAAAAAAAAAAAAGAUGAGUAAGGAUCGUAGUACAAAGACGAGACACGUUCACCAGGAAACGGGAGAAAGUUGCGAUUAAGAACCGGAAGAAAGGUGACUUGGAAAAUCACACACAAUUUUGCACAAUAAAUACGCGCGAACACGCUCGUCUAAAAAUAAAAAAAAAAUUUAAAAAAAUAAAAAAAA
Molecule: messenger RNA, 9910 nt
Organism: Osmia lignaria (orchard mason bee)
Lineage: Eukaryota; Metazoa; Arthropoda; Insecta; Hymenoptera; Megachilidae
Gene: Gbeta13F
Product: guanine nucleotide-binding protein subunit beta-1
Biological process (GO): signal transduction
Molecular function (GO): protein binding
Source: RefSeq, a predicted model, not a curated record